GGAAGUGCUCGUGUGCGGAUACUGUUGUGAUCAGCAGACACGUGCUGAACGUUCCCAGAUGUUUUGAUAUGUUUUCAAGCAGCUGCUCCUUAUGACAUUACAAUUUUAGAUGUACUGUAUAUUAUGUAGAUAGUAGAACAUACCAAACUGAAACUUCCGUGUCUAAUACUGGCUAGAAGGUUAGCAGUGAAGCUAACAACAUCAGGUACGUUUUCUUGCCGUCAUGGCUGAUGCAUUCAGUAGCAGCUCGGAAACUGUAAUUCAGCGCGUGCUGGAAGUUACUUCAAAAGCAAACACACCUGUAGAGAAACUAGAGGACUUGUAUGAGAUAAAGAAGUGUUGUGAGUUCAUUACAGACCAUCAUUUCCAAAAGGUUGCUCUGCAGUUUCCUGAUGAGCUGCUGAGAGAUUCAGUGGCAGUGGCAGAGGAGAUUGAGAAAAACUGUAAUGCCAAAACAUUUAUUUUGGGAGACACAUCUUAUGGGAGCUGCUGUGUGGAUGAAGUGGCUGCAGAGCACGUUGGAGCGGACUGUGUCGUGCACUAUGGCCGUGCUUGCCUCAGUCCAUCAAAAAGACUGCCUCUAAUGUACAUUUUUGAAAAAAGACAACUUGAUGUGGAGGUGUGUGCCUGCUCCUUCAGAGAGCUUUACCCAGACAAACAGAGCCACAUCGUCCUCCUCUAUGAUGUUAACUAUGAUCACGCUAUUGAUGAUCUUGUAAGGAUUCUGUGUCCAGAGUAUCCAAACCUUGUUGCCUCAAAACUUGUGGUUGAAAGCGAUCAGUGUUUCAGUCACGGUCGGAUCAAUCGACAGAGUUCUUGUCUGUCUGAUCACGAUGAAAAGCAGAUUGUCUGUCAGUUUGGAAGGCAGCUUUGCCUCAAAACAGGCCUCACAAUAACAGAUUACAGUAUGUUCUACGUCGGUCAGGAAGGAGCGACGCUGCGAAACUUCAUGAUGACCUGGAAUCGAUGCUCCUUUUGCUCUUUUGACCCGGAGACGAUGAAAGGGAGAGUUGAGUCCAUAAGUAUUAACCGAGCGCUUAUGAAGCGGUAUUACGCCAUCGAAAGAGCCAAGGAUGCUAAUGUGGUCGGCAUCCUGGUGGGCACCCUGGGGGUGUCCGACUACCUCGCCAUCAUCCAGCAGCUGAAGGAGAACAUUCACAGAGCCGGAAAGAAGAGCUACGUGUUCGCUAUGGGGAAGCUGAACGUUCCUAAGCUGGCAAACUUUCUUGAAAUCGACAUAUUUGUACUGAUCGCGUGUCCCGAGAACUCGCUCCUGGACUCAAGUGAGUUCUAUAAACCUGUGGUGACGCCGUUUGAGAUGGAGGUAGCCUGCAAUAAGAAAAGGGAAUGGUCCGAGGAAUACGUCACAGACUUCCGACAUCUCCUACCAGGAGGACCCAGUCAUGUGCUGUUUGCAGAGAGGCAGGAAGAUGACGAUGAGACGGAUGUCUCCUUGAUAACCGGAGCUCUCCGGAGCUCAAACGUGUUAAACGGCGAGCCUGCAGAGAGCUCGUAUGGAUCCUCUGUGGUCCUGAGAAACGAGACGCUGACCGUAGCAAACACCAACUCUGCUGCAUCUUUUCUGGCAAGUCGCAGCUGGCGGGGUUUGGAGCAGAAGCUGGGAGAGACGCCGGUGGUGAAGGCAGUGGAGGGCAGGAGAGGCAUUGCUAUCGCCUACGAAGAGGAAGGAUCUUCUUCAUGAUGUACCAGCGGAGCUCCUCUAAUAGCAUUUUUAUUCAUGUACAAAUUGAUUAAACCAAUCCUUUAAAUGA
Oryzias melastigma (Indian medaka) is the source of this 1772-nucleotide messenger RNA. It is a transcript of the gene dph2, whose product is annotated as diphthamide biosynthesis 2. Gene Ontology annotation, biological process: protein histidyl modification to diphthamide. Gene Ontology annotation, molecular function: 2-(3-amino-3-carboxypropyl)histidine synthase activity. The record is from RefSeq and is a predicted model, not a curated record. Lineage: Eukaryota; Metazoa; Chordata; Actinopteri; Beloniformes; Adrianichthyidae. The transcript is spliced from 7 exons. The coding region runs from base 224 to 1702 and encodes 492 amino acids.